Messenger RNA from Gongylonema pulchrum, 927 nucleotides. NCBI's taxonomy places the organism in Eukaryota, Metazoa, Nematoda, Chromadorea, Rhabditida, Gongylonematidae. The record is from the annotation of a GenBank genome assembly.
AUGAAUUCAUUUUUAUUCUUCCAGAUGCCGUCACUGAAGGAAUUCUUUGAAAGCAAUGUUCACCGGCUUCAGCGACGAAUCGGAGGCGAAGCGUCGAUUCUGUCGUUGAAAAAAAAGAAGUCGACCCCCACGUCCUCCGAGGCGUGCCACUUUACCGACGAAAUCUGGGAUGCAAUUUUCCGCGAAUGCUCUCCAUUUGAUUUGUAUGCGUGGCGCCGUGUGAGUAAAAGCUUCAAGCGACGUAUUGAUGCCCGCUUCAACAACAUAUUGUAUUUGUACGCCGAUCGCAGGAAUAUUGCGCGCAUGUUAGCUCGAGAGGAGAAUCAUGAUGGGGCUUUUUAUCGUCAUCGCAGUGCACAGCUGCUGAUGAGUUUAGAUUUGCAUAGCGCUAUGUUCAUUAUCCAUGAGAGGUGGACACCGCGGGAUAUCAACCGACUCUUCCAAGCAAUACAGCUUCUGGCACCUUCUGUGCGGAAUGUUACGCUUGAUAUGGGGAUCGUUGAGCUGAUAACAGCAGGCCUAUCAAGUAUGGAUUUGACUCGAUGGCAUGCUUUCCAGUGCUAUCUUAAAACGCUUGAUGGAUCGGGUGCUGAGGAUUCAGUGCAUGUCCAGUGUACCCCAUCUACAUGCCAAGCUACUUUCUUUCCGAAUGUAACAGAGUUCACGGUGCAAGUUGGUGAGCAUGAUUAUUCGGCACUAACGCGUCUGAUGGAUUAUGCGGUCGAUGCUCGUACUCUUUUUUCGCUGGAUAAAAUUGAACUUUUCCGGGUACAUUUUAUUUCUAGCAACGAACAACAACAACGAUGUGCUUUCGGCGCGGAAGUAGAUCAUUUGUACAGGAAAAGAACAGCUAAACAUUUGCAAAAUUUCAAAAAAUGGAUUGGUGCUGCAGGUCUCGGCGAACGCUACUGCCAGCAGUAUUCUUGA